Eptesicus fuscus (big brown bat) is the source of this 1983-nucleotide messenger RNA. RefSeq names its product cytochrome c oxidase assembly factor 8. The transcript is spliced from 5 exons. Gene Ontology annotation, cellular component: mitochondrion. Lineage: Eukaryota; Metazoa; Chordata; Mammalia; Chiroptera; Vespertilionidae. Gene Ontology annotation, biological process: intrinsic apoptotic signaling pathway. The record is from RefSeq and is a predicted model, not a curated record. Bases 16 to 720 code for a protein of 234 amino acids.
GCCGCCGCCCGGCCCAUGCGGGGAAAGCGCACGGUCGGCCCGCCCCGUGCGACCUGCGACCUGCGACCUGCGACCCGCCGUAAAGCAGCCCCGCGCGCUGUCGCGACUCUGCCGUGCGCCGCGAGAGCCGGUUUGUGGCCCAUGGCGGCCUGGCGGGUCCUCGGGAAGCGCCGGCUCCCUCCGCUCGGCCGCGCCUUUGCGGCCCGCGGCUGUCGGCUCGCCCCGGAGCGCGGCGCCGAGUGCAGGGAGGCCGCGCCGAGCCGGGUCUCGAGAUUCUGCCCUCCCAGGAACUCGUGCCACGACUGGAUCGGACCCCCAGACAAAUACUCCAACCUCCGGCCCGUUCACUUCCACGUCCCUGAAGACGAGUCCCCAGCGGAGCAGAAGCUCCGAGAACUCCGGCAAGAAACACAGGAAUGGAACCAGCAGUUCUGGGCCAACCAGAACCGGACUUUCCGCAAGGAAAAAGAAGAAUUUAUUCACUCAAGACUAAAAGCGAAGGGCCUGGGCCUGAGAACUGAAUCCGGUCAAAAGGCAACACUGAAUGCAGAAGAAAUGGCUGACUUUUAUAAGGAAUUUCUAAGUAAAAAUUUUCAGAAGCACAUGUAUUAUAACAGGGAUUGGUACAAGCGUAACUUUGCCAUCACCUUCUUCAUGGGCAGAGUGGCCCUGGAGAGGGUUUGGAACAAGCUGCGACCGAAGCCGAAGCCCAGCAGCUAGGAGCCCGCCGGCCACCCCACCCCGCACCCAGCUUGGCGGGAAGCGGCAAGUUCUAGGAGCGUGUUCCCCGGGAUCUGACCGCCUGUCAGUGGCCGGGGUCUCACCCCUCUCCCUGGGCCCCGGCUUAUGUCAGAACUGGGCAGCAGGAGGACCUGGCCCUGGGGCCCUGGGGCCACGUGGCUCUGUCCCGCCCGGACCCCCGCUGGCUCUGGUCACAGAAGUGACGUUAAAUUAAAUAAAACCCACGCGCCUGUGUGCCUGUGAGUUGCAUUUCGAAUUACACCGAUUUGGAAUAGAGAACUUGAAAGGAGCGACCGGCCUUCAGCUGAGUCCUCGGACGGAUGGCUGGCAGCGGCUGCAGUGCCCGGCCCUCAGGGACCAGGGACCACGGGGCAGACUCGGAAGCAGGGGCACCUGGGAGAGCUCCCCAUGUGCUCCCGGGAGGUGCCGGCACUUGGUUAAAGCCCACCCCCUUUUAAAGUCUUUUAAAACCAGCACUGUUUGAGCGUGCCUGGAGGGGGGUGGGGGGGUGGACACCUGCCUCAGCAGCCAGACCACCUCAGCAAGCGAGCCACUUGGCAAACAGAUGGCUUCUGUUGUUUUUAAUGUUUUUACUGAUUUCAGAGAGAGGAAGGGAGAGAGAGAGAGAAACAAAUAUCGGCUGCCUCCUGCACGCCCCCUACUGGUGAUGGAUCCCGAAACCCUGGCAUGUGCCCUGACGGGGACUCGAACUGGUGACCUCGGCGUAUGGGACGGUGCCCAACCACUGAGCCACACCGGCCAGGGCUGGGCUCCCUUCUUGGAGUCUAAACAUUUAAGGUGAAAUGACUGUGGAAAACGUCACUUUAAGUCACAAAUAAAAGAACACGUAACUAAUGUUCUUUUGACCCUGAAAUGUAUACGCUCAGUCCCACAAGGCCAGGUGGCGUGCGGGAUUCCCGCCCAGCCAUGGCGGGUGAAGAUUUCUGGGGGCUACCUUGGCAGGGGGAUUUACCGCUUUUCCCAGGAACCCUGUGAUACAGUUAAUGCUUCUGUGACUGUACUAGAAACGUCCCCCAGACACCGAAAUGACGCUUUCAGUGGGUGACUAGUCUGUAUGUGGAUUACAGCUCAACAAAGCUGUUUAGCAAACAAGAGUGUUUUUGUGUAUGUGCAUAAAAACUCAUCUUUUUAACCUUAAAGAAGUAAAUAAAAUAGUUUUAAUUUCUUAUGUGCAGGAGAAAAGUUAAUGCUUCUGUUUCUGAAUUAAAAAGUUCAAGUUGA